Molecule: messenger RNA, 469 nt
Organism: Oldenlandia corymbosa var. corymbosa
Lineage: Eukaryota; Viridiplantae; Streptophyta; Magnoliopsida; Gentianales; Rubiaceae
Source: the annotation of a GenBank genome assembly
GGCAGUUAUGGGAGGGGGGAUGAUAACUUCGACGACAAGCCAAUAACGAUUGAAUAGAAGAAAUCUCCUGAAGAACCAUCGUCCCAUGAGGAGGGGAAAUAAACCAAUUGAAUCUGGUGAGAAAUCAUCAGCAGCAUCAGGCAAGAAGAGGAAAUCGUUUUCACCAUCAUCUACUAUUAUUGAAUCAGUGGAAAAAUCAUCGCUGCCACCAGACAAGGCAGAGAAGGAGGAGGAGCGUAUAUGGAUGCCUCGGCCUACCAAAUUUGAGGAGGGUCUCAAAGAAAAGUACUUCGCCGAGAUUCACAACACUCGGGGUUUCGAGGUGAUUUGUUGUCCGGCCACUUACCUUCUUAAGAGAGGCUUCGUUCCUUGGUCUUUUAUAGAGAAAAUGCCCACAUCAAUCCCCGACCAAAUCGUUGAAUGGUCUGUUGAAUGCCUUUCCAUAUUCAACAAAACUCAUAAUAAGUAG